Humulus lupulus (European hop) is the source of this 1739-nucleotide messenger RNA. RefSeq names its product F-box/LRR-repeat protein 4. Gene Ontology annotation, molecular function: protein binding. Bases 313 to 1542 code for a protein of 409 amino acids. The record is from RefSeq and is a predicted model, not a curated record. The transcript is spliced from 2 exons. NCBI's taxonomy places the organism in Eukaryota, Viridiplantae, Streptophyta, Magnoliopsida, Rosales, Cannabaceae. Gene Ontology annotation, biological process: SCF-dependent proteasomal ubiquitin-dependent protein catabolic process. Gene Ontology annotation, cellular component: SCF ubiquitin ligase complex.
CUUAUUUUGCAAAGAAACUCGUCUUUUUCUUUAAAUAGAAAAUAACCUAAAGAAAAGGGAUAUCGAGAUUAGAGAGACCUUGAGCAUGGAAAGGGUCAUUCUAGUAAAUCCACAGUGUACGCCAAUCAACGACAUGAAGUUUGUUGAACUCGCCAGAGCCACCGCUCGGUUAUUAACCCCGAUCCCCCAUUUCAGUGCGUUGUGCAAUUAAAAUAAGAAUUAGGGUUAGGGUUAGGGUUAGGAUCCGAAUUAGGUAUAAGUUUAAGGUAAUUAAGCUGUGAAGAAAUUCGUAGUCUUUCUUCCUCUCCACCAAUGGCUACCGAAGUCCUGCCCAUGCCCGCAACGGUCUGCAUAAACGAUGCAUUGACCGACGACGAGCUCCGUUCGGUGCUGGCGAAACUGGAGAGCGAGCAGGAUAAGGAGCUCUUCGGCUUGGUCUGCAAGAGAUGGCUCCGCUUGCAGAGCACUGAGAGGAAGAAGCUAUUCGCACGUGCUGGGCCUCACAUGCUUGAGAGAAUGGCCGCCAGGUUCUCUCGACUUCUAGAAUUGGACCUCUCCCAGUCCGUUUCUCGGUCCUUCUACCCUGGCGUCACCGAUUCCGAUCUCUCUGUUAUUGCUGAUGGGUUUGAAUGCUUGAGAGUUCUCAAUUUGCAAAAUUGUAAAGGAAUUACAGAUAAAGGAAUAGUGGCAAUUGGAAAUGGUCUUUCUUCACUACAGUCCUUGGAUUUAUCAUAUUGCAGAAAGUUGACAGAUAAAGGAUUGCUAGUUGUUGCUAGGGGUUGUCCUAAACUACUAAGCCUGCAUCUUGCUGGCUGCAGACUUGUUACUGACGAAGUUUUACGAGCCCUUUCCAAGAAUUGCCCCAAUAUAGAGGAAUUGGGCCUCCAAGGAUGUACCAAUAUAACUGAUUCAGGACUUGCAGACCUUGUGAGUGGGUGUCGUGAGAUCAUGUUUUUAGACAUCAAUAAAUGCAGUAAUAUAGGAGAUAUUGGGGUUUCCAGUGUUUCAGAGGCAUGUGCAACUUCCUUAAAGACACUCAAGUUGUUGGAUUGCUACAAAAUUGGGAAUGCAUCAAUACUAUCUCUGGCCAGAUUCUGCAAAAAUCUUGAAACUCUGAUAAUUGGUGGCUGUCGUGACAUCACUGAUGAAUCAAUACAAUCACUAGCCACCGCUUGUGAAGACAGCCUCAAGAACUUGCGGAUGGACUGGUGUUUAAACAUCUCUAAUUCUUCAUUAAGCUGUAUCCUCAUCAAGUGCAGAAACCUAGAAGCACUCGACAUUGGUUGCUGCGAGGAGGUAUCAGAUGCUGCCUUCGAGGGUUUAACCAGUAGACAAACAGAGUUGACCUUGAAGGUUUUGAAGGUUAAUAAUUGUCCUAAGAUCACAGUGGCUGGCAUAGGCUGGCUUCUAGACAAAUGCAACUCUUUGGAGUACCUGGAUGUGAGGUCAUGCCCACAUAUUACAGAGUCAGGUUUGCAAUUUCCUGAUUACUGUAAAGUAAACUUUACAGGAAAUUUAUCCAAGCCCAACGUGCUACUUUGAAGAUUUGGGAUCCUUCUAUUUACAUUAAAAAGCAAGCACUGUCCUUGCAUCUAAAUUUCUCAGAACAUGUUUGUAAAUUUAUGUUAAUUGUCUUUCUAUUGCUGUUUUUCCUUCCCUGGUUCUUUAUAUUAGAUAGUCUUGUAACUUGUUUUUUUGGUCUUGUCUUGACAUGAAUGAAAGAAUAAUUAUUCGUUCAA